GCCAUCUUGAGUAAUGCUGAAAGCGAAAUUUUCAGAGAAGGCUGAAGGUGCGAACGCUGGGGAAACUCUAAUCUCUAAUGACGAAACGACAACGAAAUCUUGAGACUAUUGAUGUUUAACGUGAGGAAGGUGAGUAGACAGAUUCCCGGAAGUAGUUGGCCGUCACCCCGCCGGAACAGCCGAGAUCUCGGAUUUCAGAAGAAGACAACCGGAUGAAGGUCAUAUCCUAGGUCUAAGGUGGUGGCUGCUAGCUUUCUGGCGAGAGGAUCAGAGAGAAUCGCACGGAGGAUCUCGCCUGUCGUCUCGCUUGUCGUCGUUGACGUCACGAUCCUAAAACGGUUGUCGCGAGAAGGUGUCCCAUUUCUCGCUUAUCCGCAGACGGCGACGGCGGCUCCGAGCUCCGAUUCGAGCAGGCUCGGGGCCCGAGCAACAGCAACGCCGAAGAGAGUGAGAGAGAAAGAGAGAGAAGGGAGGAAGGAGUGGAAGAGGCUGAGGAGAGCUGGCGAAGCCGAAGCGAAGAGUGGCCGAGUCAGCCGAGUGCCGAGUGGCGAGUGGCGUCCGCAUACUCCGCAUGACGCAUGGCGAGGAGGAGCCCUGAUGCGAACGGCCCCGCGCGAGAGUCUCGCGAGCGCUAGGACGACGCCAGGCACCUUGCCUUCUUCCUCGCCUUCGUGGGGCGGGAUGUCCACGGGACGUCGGUGAACGGCGAGCGAGCGUGCGCGCGCUCCUCCACGCGCGUGGAACCGGUUCGGGUUCGCGCAGCUCCGUUGCUCCGUUGCGUUCACUGACGUUCACCGAGGAGGCGAGAAGGCUGAGCGAAGAAGGAAGGUGAAAGCGAAGUAGCCGCUAGCCGCUCGAUUCCUCGGACCAGGUGCCAGGUGCGCGCGUGCUCCUCGCAGUCCUCGCGUUUCUUCCCGCGCGAACGUCGCCACUCGCCAGGGCAUGCCCGCGCGAGCGCGCCCCCCGUGCCCCCCGGCCGUCAUGCCAGCGUCGCGCACGGCGCGGUUCGUCGGCUAACCUCCAAUUCGCGGAUCGCGGAGUCUCGGGGUCUCCGACGGGGAACGGCGUGGCUCCUGAGCUCCUCACCUUCCCUUCGCGAUGAACGUGAAUUUCUACACGAUGGCCGCGGGCAGCAAGUGGGACAGGGUCUGCCGAUUGUGCUCGGAGGAGAGGAACGAGAUGCUGCCCAUCUUCGGCGACGAGGGUAUGCAGCGCAGGGUGGUGGAGAAGCUGCGCGCCUGCCUGCCCGUGCUCGUGUACAAGACCGAUCCGCUGCCGAAGCAGAUCUGUCAGUUCUGCGCGGCCAGGUUGGACGACGCGUACGAGUUCAGGCAGUACUGCCUGAACGUCUACAGGAGCAUGCAGGCCGUCUUGCUGAGGCACAAGCAAACGGAGUCCGCCCAGAUAUACCUCGACGCGAUGAAGAACUCGUCGGAUCCUUGCCAGGUACAGCUCUGCAAGGAGAAGUCUAGAGCUCCGCCGCCGUUAGUUCCUUUGUCAGCUACCCUGCCCUUCGACGACUCGGCGACACCGAUCAAUCAGGUUAUCCAGGAUGCCUGCAUGGAGACCUUGUCCGAAUUGCCAUGCGAGGUGGAGAUCAAGGAGAUGAAUAUGGAACCAAUUUUGAGUGCCGAAACCGCCGUUAGCGAGACGUUGAACAAGAAGCGCAAACUGUCGGAGAUGUUUGGCAUGGAUAUACAGAUAAAAGCGGAGUCCGAUAUGGAAGGAGCGAGAGCUCCUAAAUUGGACUAUCAAGUCAAAAAGGAAGAGAAACGAACGAGUAUUCUGGAACAGGUACUGACCGGCAGUCUGACGAUGAACAAUCAUCAGCAACUGCAGUCCGUAACGAAGUUAACUUCCGAAUGGUGGUGUGCACCUUGCAACAGUUAUUACAGAACGAAGGACAGUCUAAUGAAGCACAUGCAGUUGCACUGUCCGCGUGUGUAUACCUGUAGAAAGUGCUCCGCAUCCUUCGAGUCUGUCGAAUUCUUAGCGAAACACGAAGCCAGUAACCAUUUGAAGGUCGAGCUGGAUUUCACGGGGAACUUGAAUGAUUGUGAUCAGUGCGAGCGGCAGUUCGUACGUUGGGAAAUGCUGAAGCAGCACAGAUUGCGCGAUCACCUGGCCGAGUCGACCGAGAUUGGAAGUAACACCUGGUGUUCAUUAUGCAAUAGAUUUUUCCCUACAGUAGAAUCUUAUCAAAGUCACGUUCAGUUACAUCAAACAAACUCGAUAGUGACGCAGAAAUUGCCAUCUUCGGAAUCCAUAGUGACAAAAAUAGCGGAACGACCGAGAGAGAUUAAACGAGAUGAUCAGUACUACGAAAACGUAAAAUCUCUCAGGUGUCCUACUUGCGGAAAGAGAUGUACCCAGCAGAGCGCAUUGUCGAAUCACAUGCGCACUCAUGAACCGAAGAAGCACAAAUGCAACAUUUGCGGCCGGUCGUUCGGACUUCUUAUACGCCUGGCUGGACACAAAAUAGCCGAGCAUAAUGAACAACCACUAAUGACACCGACCUUGUCGGCAGUCGAGCAAGAGGAGGCCUUAAACGCUGAGAGGGAAGCGAGAGAAGCAAGGGAAGCUCGCGGUGCCAAAAAAUCUUACUCCGAGGUAAUGGAGAGGAACGACGUCCCGGUAGACGAUGAAUCUCUAACGAAACGCAUUUCUAGUGGACAUAAAAACGUGGCGAGAUGCGGCAUUUGCUCACAAUGGUUCAGCGACCACACGACAAUGUUAACGCACCUGCAGACGCACUCGGACAAUUCCCACAAAAGUUACAUGUGUCAUGUAUGUAAAAAAUCGUUUAAGGAACAGUCGCAGCUAUCAAAGCACGAGGCUUGUCAUAAACGCCUAACGCUCGAUAAUGCCUCACUGUACACAUCCGCUGUUUGCAACAAAUCAUUCAUGGAUAAGGCGCAUCAAAAGACGCACACGGUGGAUAAAACCUAUCACUGUGCGAAGUGUAAUAAAAUCUUUUUCAAAGAAGUUACGCUGCUCGCCCACCAAUGCACGGGCGGAGCACUGCUUGGAAAGAAAGUCGCCGUGAAGUCUCGGCAGAAGACGCCGUCUCACGUUGCCAACAAGACGUACAAGUGCUCCAAAUGUGACGCGACUUUCAUGAGCUCGCAGUCGCGAAACGCACACUUGAAAAUGCACGCCGAGUAUAUGCGCGGCAGUACGAUGCAGACACCCGAGAUUAAAGGUGUAGCGGAUGACGAACCGAUGCCAAAAUUGCGUCCGGAGACGCUGGAAUACAUAUCUCCUAUCGAGCCAAAGGUUGAAAUUAACGAGCAGAGUAUCCCCCCACCUCUUAAACGGACUCUCAUUAAAACCGUCAACGGGUAUCGGUGCGGUGUAUGCCAGUCACCGUUCGUGUUGAGGGAUCUAGCCGUGGCGCAUUUGAGAUCCGCACAUCCCGUGAUGCCAUAUCAGUGCCCUUAUUGUAAGAAACGCUUCACGACGCAGUACACGUUUACCCAUCAUAUCAAGACGGAGCAUCCCGACGCAUCCGAGAAAUGAAGAUCGUUUGGAUCACGCUGGAAGAAAUGGACAGAUCGAAAUUAUAUCACAUCAUGUGCCUCGUAUUAUGUGUGAGAGAGUUCUGUUUAUACAUUAUUCAGGGAAACGAAUGAGGCGUAUAUAGAUACGGCCCGUUCUACGUCGAUUUCCGAUUGUUAAUUGGCCUUGAGGAUUUUUCUAUUACAUAACUGCAGACGUACAACGUUAAAGUGUUUGUUACGCGAGGCUAUUGAUAUUAGUACUUACACUGAACGUGCCUGUACAAGUGCUUUGUUUUACAACAAUUAUACGAACAAUCCGCGACAGAUUUUCAACGAAAUCUUGCUUGGAAAGAAACAGUCCCCCCAAGUCCCAGAGCGAUGAUAAAACGAAUGUCGAGCGCGAAGAUUGAAACAUUCGGUCACGGUCACGUGAAUCAUAGCGGCGAAACCUAUCGAUGAUAGAAAUUCGAUCGCGCAAUUUGUACCAUAUGAUUUGUAUUUUAGAUUUAACUGUGUAUAUUUCAAUCGUGACGUUAUACAAUGUAAUUACAGUAAAUACAUCAGGAGCCCUGAAAUCUCGAUUUACUCCAGAAACGUUACUACAAAUGACAAAUGACGUGUUCGAUUUCACAGUGUCAUUAUAAGUUAUUUUGCGUUCUUAUGGUUCCUCAAUAUCAUCAACGGCGCGACAUAAGGGAGUAAUAUCGAGAAUUCCAGGAUAUUUAAUUCGCGUUAAGAUACAUUCCCUUUUAAGCGAACGUUUCGUACAUCCAUGUUUACGUCCUAUUUCGUGUUUACGGUUUUCAUCGUUGCGAUUGCCUUACGAUGCAACGCCAAAGUCUCUCUUCGAGGAUACCGAAGACCGCCGUCGUCGCGAACAAGCGAAGAGCCGGCCGUUUCUGACGCGACGGCGACGUUGUGUAAUUUAAGUGUACAAUCUUUAUAAGUUUAUUUUAUAUAUACUUGAUUUACAAUAAACUAUUACUGAAAAUAUUACA
Molecule: messenger RNA, 4498 nt
Organism: Temnothorax curvispinosus
Lineage: Eukaryota; Metazoa; Arthropoda; Insecta; Hymenoptera; Formicidae
Product: zinc finger protein 85-like
Exons: 9
Coding region: 1099-3519 (806 amino acids)
Biological process (GO): regulation of transcription by RNA polymerase II
Cellular component (GO): chromosome; nucleus
Molecular function (GO): chromatin insulator sequence binding; zinc ion binding
Source: RefSeq, a predicted model, not a curated record